AUGGUCAAACAUCAUCUUAUGAUCGGGACAUGGACACCCCCGGGCGUCAUCAUCACAGUCGCAUUCGACGAAGAGACGCUGAAGCUGGAAUUGGUGAAGAAGACAGAAAUCCCCGAGGACGAGCCGAUCAGCUGGAUGGCAUUUGAUCACACGCGCAAGCACAUCUACGGCUCGUCGAUGAAGAAAUGGAGCUCCCACCAAGUCAACAGUCCCAGCGAGAUUGUGCAUACGGGAAGCUUCCCUCUGGGCGGACACGCCAGAGCAAAUGAUGCCGACACCAAGACACGCGCCAUCUUCCUCCUACCCGGGAAAAAGCCCCCGUAUGCUGUCUACUGCAACCCCUUCUACGACCACGCUGGCUUUGGCAAUGUCUUCUCCGUCGACGAAUCCGGGCGCAUGAAGGAGAACAUCCAAAACUACGAGUACUGCGACAAGACGGCCAUUCACGGCAUGGUGUUUGACCCUACAGAGACGUAUCUGUACAGCGCAGACAUGUGGGCGAACCGAGUGUGGUGUCACAAGAAGAUUGACGACGCGGGCAGGCUGGAGACGGUAGGGUUCACAGAAGCGCCUGCACCGAAAGACCAUCCGCGAUGGGUGGAGAUGCAUCCCAGCGGGCAGUACUUGUAUGCGCUGAUGGAGGGCGGAAACAGGUUGUGCGAGUACGUGAUUGAUCCCAUCACGAAGCUGCCAAUCUACACGCACAAGACGUAUCCGUUGAUACCGCCUGACAUCCCCAAUGCCGAUACCAUGUACCGCUCCGACGUCUGCUUCCUGACCCAGUCCUCUGAAUACCUCUUCGCUACCUCCCGAUCGAACUCCUUCUCGCUCACAGGCUAUAUUGCCGCCUUUAAAAUUGCUCCCUCGGGCGCCAUUGAGCGCCAGAUCUGCCUCAAUCCUACGCCCACGUCUGGCGGGCACUCGAAUGCCGUGUCGCCGUGCCCGUGGAGUGACGAGUGGCUUGCGCUGACAGACGAUGAAAAGGGUGGGGUGGAGAUUUACAGGUGGCACAAGGAGCAUCUGGCGAGGGUCGCGAGGCUGGAGAUUGGGGAGAAGGGGUUCGGAAUGAACGCGAUCUGGUAUGAUUAG
Dothidotthia symphoricarpi CBS 119687 is the source of this 1089-nucleotide messenger RNA. Its product is annotated as 3-carboxy-cis,cis-mucoante lactonizing enzyme. The transcript has 4 exons. The record is from RefSeq and is a predicted model, not a curated record. The coding region runs from base 1 to 1089 and encodes 362 amino acids. Gene Ontology annotation, molecular function: 6-phosphogluconolactonase activity; protein binding. Lineage: Eukaryota; Fungi; Ascomycota; Dothideomycetes; Pleosporales; Dothidotthiaceae.